Messenger RNA from Pseudozyma hubeiensis SY62, 1236 nucleotides. RefSeq lists its product as hypothetical. NCBI's taxonomy places the organism in Eukaryota, Fungi, Basidiomycota, Ustilaginomycetes, Ustilaginales, Ustilaginaceae. Gene Ontology annotation, cellular component: endoplasmic reticulum membrane; COPII-coated ER to Golgi transport vesicle; Golgi membrane. The transcript has a single exon. The record is from RefSeq and is a predicted model, not a curated record. Gene Ontology annotation, biological process: endoplasmic reticulum to Golgi vesicle-mediated transport; retrograde vesicle-mediated transport, Golgi to endoplasmic reticulum. The coding region runs from base 1 to 1236 and encodes 411 amino acids.
AUGGCCGACUUGCUAGAUUCGCUGGAUCGGCUUCCCAAGAUCCGUCAGUUCGAUGCCUUUCCCAAGACGCAAUCCAUCUACACACAGCGUUCAUCCAAAGGUGGAGUGCUCACCAUCGUCUCCACCGUGACGCUUCUGUUCCUGCUAUGGACCGAACUCUCCUCUUACCUCUACGGCGAACGCGGGUAUUCCUUUUCCGUGGAUGAUCAGCUACAGUCGACGAUGCAGAUCAACAUGGAUAUGACUGUAGCGAUGAAGUGCCACUAUCUGACCGUCGACGUUCGAGAUGCGGUGGGAGAUCGAUUGCAUGUUUCGGACUCGGAGUUUACCAAGGAUGGGACGACGUUUGAGAUCGGACAUGCGGAUCGAUUGGACGCUCUACCUAUGCAGGAGAUCUCGGUGCAGAAGACGAUCAACCAAGCACGUCGCAAACCGCUGUAUCGGAAGAAGCCGAAGAACAAAAAGUUCAGUCGACAGGUGGCUUUCCAGAAGACAGCACACGUCGUCCCCGACGGUCCAGCAUGCAGGAUCUACGGCAGCAUGGAAGUCAAACGUGUCACGGGAAACCUGCACAUCACAACUCUCGGUCAUGGAUAUCUGAGCAUGGAGCGUACCGAUCACAAACUCAUGAAUCUCUCCCACGUCAUCCACGAAUUCAGUUUCGGUCCUUACUUUCCCGAAAUCUCCCAACCGCUAGACUCUUCGGUGGAGACGACGGACAAACACUUUACCGUGUUCCAAUACUUUAUCUCUGCAGUACCGACGCUGUUCGUCGACGCCAGAGGUCGCAAACUGCACACGCAUCAAUACAGCGUCACCGACUACACCCGACAGAUCGAACACGGAAAAGGCGUACCCGGCAUCUUCAUCAAGUAUGACAUCGAACCUCUGCAAAUGACGAUCCGAGAAAGGACGACUGGAUUCCUGCAAUUCCUGGUACGGCUAGCCGGCGUCUUGGGAGGUGUAUGGGUAUGCGUCGCUUACGCCUUCAGAGUCACCAACCGCGUAGCAACCUUCGCCACCGGUAAAGGCGAGAGGGAGAGGGAAGAAUCCUACGCUGCCAGCUACGGCUACCAGAGACCCAAGAUGGAGAAGUCGGACAGCUGGUUGACCAAGAACGAUGCGGUGGACAGACUGAAGGACAAAUGGGCUGGGUUUGGAGGAGGAAAGGGCGGUCAUAGGAAGGUGGAUAGCGUUCAACAGAGGAUAUUGUCGGAAGAAGGGAGGGCGUUUUGA